GGAUUGGAACACCUGAAUCACAUGAUUGGGAGGGGAUUGGAGCACCUGAAUCACAUAUGGAGGGGAUUGGAACACCUGAAUCACAUGAUUGGGAGGGGAUUGGAGCACCAGAAUCACAUGAUAUGGAGGGGAUUGGGACACCUGAAUCCAGUGAUUGGGAAGGGAUUGGAACACCUGAAUCACAUGAUAUGGAGGGGAUUGGAACACCUGAAUCACAUGAUUGGGAGGGGAUUGGGAACACCUGAAUCACAUGAUAUGGAGGGGAUUGGAACACCUGAAUCCAGUGAUUGGGAAGGGGGGCCCAAUACUUUUAGCAAUAUAGUGAGGAAAGGAAAAUAUAGAGCAGUGAUAGAAGAAAAAUAAAAACCACACAGCAAUCACAAGAAAAAUAAGAGAGGCAAUGGAAGCCACACGAGAAGGCGACUCGAUCAC
Molecule: messenger RNA, 432 nt
Organism: Staurois parvus
Lineage: Eukaryota; Metazoa; Chordata; Amphibia; Anura; Ranidae
Source: the annotation of a GenBank genome assembly